Molecule: messenger RNA, 980 nt
Organism: Sebastes umbrosus (honeycomb rockfish)
Lineage: Eukaryota; Metazoa; Chordata; Actinopteri; Perciformes; Sebastidae
Gene: isoc2
Product: isochorismatase domain containing 2
Exons: 7
Coding region: 299-892 (197 amino acids)
Cellular component (GO): cytoplasm
Source: RefSeq, a predicted model, not a curated record
CGUUGUCAUGCAUUUUCAGGCGACCACUUACGGUUAGUUUAUGAGUCCCGCCCACCUGAACAGUCGCUGCUAUUGGCUCACAGACACGUCAAUCACCAAGACUCGUAAUCCCAUUGGCCAAUGCGCUUCUGGAGAGUUGUGUCAAAGACAGGCUGCUUAACUUGUGUGUCCUCUCAGCUACAUGUUAGGAGGAGUCACAUGGGACAUUAUACCUUCAUCUGUUAGGUGAACUUUCAACAGUCGUGUUUAACCUGUCACCCACUGCACCUCCUCACAAUCUGACCACUCAGACAACAAGAUGGCAAGCUUCGGCAGGCUCUCCACCAAGGAUACAGUGCUCUUACUGUGUGACAUGCAAGAGAAGUUCAGACCGAACAUCUUCCAGUUCACCAACAUUGUCAGCAAUGCAUCCAGAUUGUUGCAGGCCAGUCGUGUUCUGGGCAUCCCCGCCAUUGUGACAGAGCAGUACCCUAAAGGCUUGGGUCCAACAGUACCGGAGCUGGGAAUAGGAGACCUGACACCUCAUGCUAAAACUUCAUUCACCAUGAUGAUAGAGGAGGUGGAGAGGGAGCUGCAGUCCCUGGGGAACCCCAAGCGGGCUAUACUGUGUGGAAUAGAGGCACACGCCUGUAUUGCAUGCACAACAUUUGACCUGCUGGAAAAGGGAAUGGAGGUUCAUAUUGUGGCUGAUGCCGUCUCAUCCAGAAGCCAGACAGACCGUUUGUUUGCUCUGUCCCGACUGAAGCAGAGCGGAGCUUACCUCACCACCACAGAGGCUGUUAUGCUGCAGCUGGUUCAAGACGCCAAACACCCCAACUUCAAGGAGAUCCAGAAGCUUUUGGCCCAGCCGUCCCCUGACACCGGCCUCCUCGCCUUCUUCAGCGCUCUGUAGGGAGAUCAUCAUCUGUCAUUCUGUCCCAAAGAUACUGUACAGAAUUUCACUGCUUUAACUAAUAAAGUGAUGCUGCUAUAAAUCUGUA